AUGAAAUUCUCCUUAGCUUUAUUAUCCGUUGUCUCUGCAGCAGCAGCAGCUUACGUUCCUUCUGAACCAUGGUCUACUUUGACCCCAGAUGCAACUGCUCCAUCUUGUGCUCACACCGAAUACACUUCUUCCUUCGGUAUUGCUAUUGAAACCAUUACUACCGCAGUCAACAUCAAGGCAAAGAGAGAUUUAGCUGCUCAAAUCCAAGACGGUCAAGUCCAAAAGACCACUGGUUCUGAAACUGAGUCCGAUGUUACCUCCACCGAAUACAUCACUGAAACUAUCGGUUCAAGUACCGUUACUUUUGACUCCCCAUCAAUCUCCGCUUCUGCAGGUACUUUACCACCUGUCAUUGUUACCCAAAUUGGUGACGGUCAAAUCCAAGUUCCAAACCCAACUCCAGUUGUUCCAUCUAGUGCAUCUUCCCACUCUUCUUACUCCUUUAGAUCUAUUGAAUCUAAGACUGUUUCUUCUGCUACUGCAACCCCAUCUUCUUCUGAAUGUCCAAACGCUCCUGUUGCUAACAAGGCUACCUGUAAGACCAAGAACGACUUAGCUAUCACCUUAGAAAACGGUGUCUUAAAGGAUUCUCAUGACAGAAUUGGUUCUAUUGUUUCUAACAGACAAUUCCAAUUUGAUGGUCCAACUCCUCAAGCUGGUGCUAUUUAUGCUGCAGGUUGGUCUAUUAAGAACGGCCACUUAGUCUUAGGUGAUGACGAAAUCUUCUGGCAAUGUCUCUCUGGCGACUUCUACAACUUGUACGAUGAAGCCAUUGGAGCUCAAUGUACUCCAAUUCACUUAAAUGUUAUUGAUUUAGUUGACUGUUAA
This is a messenger RNA of Pichia kudriavzevii, 828 nucleotides long. RefSeq lists its product as uncharacterized. Gene Ontology annotation, molecular function: structural constituent of cell wall. Gene Ontology annotation, cellular component: fungal-type cell wall. Bases 1 to 828 code for a protein of 275 amino acids. Gene Ontology annotation, biological process: fungal-type cell wall organization. NCBI's taxonomy places the organism in Eukaryota, Fungi, Ascomycota, Pichiomycetes, Pichiales, Pichiaceae. The record is from RefSeq and is a predicted model, not a curated record. The transcript has a single exon.